Molecule: messenger RNA, 8678 nt
Organism: Xyrichtys novacula (pearly razorfish)
Lineage: Eukaryota; Metazoa; Chordata; Actinopteri; Labriformes; Labridae
Source: the annotation of a GenBank genome assembly
AACAACAGAGUCUGAGAAGAGCGCUGGACCGAGAGAGGACUGAGUGAUGUCUGCUGCUCUCACACACUGACUCACACACUCUCAAACAUUCACCGAUCCCCGGGCUGCUCUCUGCGGGCGUGUCGCGUGCGUAAUUAGCUGAUUUGGAUCACCCGGUUGAACCUGUAGGGGAGCCUGGCCACACGUCGCCAGGUGGACGGCGACAAAAAGGAGCUUCACCUGUUCUGAGAGUCCUCUGACACCAUGUACAGCAUGAUGGAGCACGAGCUGAAGCCCACCGGCCAGCCCCCCACCCACCAAACCUCCCAGGGCUUGUCCCCGGUCACCGGCAACAUCACCGGCAGCAUGGGCGGCACUGGCACCUCUCACCCGGGCUCCAAGACCGCGUGCGCGCCCGGAGCGGACCCCAUGGACAAGGUGAAACGGCCCAUGAAUGCCUUCAUGGUGUGGUCCCGGGGCCAGAGGCGCAAGAUGGCGCAAGAAAACCCCAAAAUGCACAACUCCGAGAUCAGCAAGCGUCUGGGCGCGGAGUGGAAGCUGCUGACGGACGCGGAGAAGAGGCCGUUCAUCGACGAGGCCAAGCGGCUCCGCGCCGUGCACAUGAAGGAGUACCCCGACUACAAGUACAAGCCCCGCCGCAAGACCAAGCCGCUCCUGAAGAAGGACGCGCAGGUGGGGAAGUACCCGCUGUCCGCCGGGAACCUGCUGGCGGCGGCGGCGCAGGGACAGGGGGGCAGCCCCAGGAUGGAGAGCUACGGCUGGGGACCAACCGGAGGGUACGCCGGCAUGCAGGGCGAGGCGCUGGGUUACACGCAGCAGCUGCACCGGUACGACCUGUCCGCCCUACAGUAUCCCCCCGCCAUGACCGCAGCACAGACCUACAUGAACGGAGCCAACUCCUACAGGUGAGCUCGCAGAAAGUAGUCCCUGAGCGUCAGGACAGGUGGAAGUCAGAGAGUCUAAAAAACUGAGUUAGAAUUAGUUCAGACAGUUGUGAACUCUUUUAGAAAGGGACGUAAAAAUCUUAAGUCUGACCUGAUUCAACAGCCUGAUAGAAAACUUCAAAAUAAGAGUACAAAAAGUCUGAAAGAAACUUUCUUAGUUUAAGAAUGUCCGUCAGUUCAGUCCCCACACAUCAGGCUGAGGAGAAAAAGAGACAUCAGAUUAAAAAAAAAAAAGAACAUUAAGCUAUCUCAAACAGGUUAAAAAGUACUUUGAGUGGAAUCGAGACUAACUUUGUCCAAAAGUACACAGGAUCAGCCUCACUCACACUUAAUGACGCAGGUUGAUUCUCUUUUAAAGUUUAAUUUGUGUGCUACAAAGACGGCCCUAAAAAUCUGUCCUCCUGAGCUCAAACAGUAACUAUUGACAAUUGAGACAGAAGUCCUUAUUACUCUAAAUUUGUAGUUUUAUUUCUGCCUCCAGCAGAAGUUGAGGACUUCAGGUCUGACAGAAACCCUCAUUUCAGGCCUCUAAUUUCCUCUGAAGGCCUGAUCCACCUGCCUCUGACUCAACGGGCUGGUUUAAUUUCUUAUUUAGUGACUCAGAGUUUAGUCUGAAUGCACACUGACCCAAAGAGCUUUAAAGCAUCACAUGAUGACGUUGGAUUAAGAAAAGAAAGUUGAAUUAUACAAACUGAGAACUUGUGGAGAAACACGGCAAGAGAGGAGGCGCUUCACAGAAAUAAAAGAAUAAAUAUAACUGGGUUAAUAAAAAUGUUUUAACAGGAGAAAAAACGAGGACAUCUAGUUAUUUUUCAUGCAAAAAAAUAUUUUAAAGGGAAUUUAACUUCAAACAGAACAAAAGUCUUGCUUUAAUUUUGGAUGUCACUUUUGAUGCUUGACUCCCUGAACCUGAAUUUAUGCCUGAUUGUGAUAAACACAUAUAAAGUCCUCUUUAUUCAAUCACAGACACUUAAAUCUAAUUUGAUAGUUUGUAUGAAGUCAGAUUUCCCAUGACUGUAAAAAAAUAACUCUUUUCUACUUUUCGCACACAGAGUGGCAACAAGUUUUCCUCGACUCGCAUGUUCAAAUAUGACACAUAUAAAGUAAUUAAUAAAAACUUCACCUAUUCCCCAUGAAGCAGAGGAAAUAAAUUGGCACUAAGGAAAGAAUGUAUGUUAUUAAAGUUAAUGAAUAAAUACGAUUUAAUUUCCCAGAGAACAGCUGAGUUUUCCUGCUCUUAAAGCUUGAAUAGGGAAUUUUAAAGUCAGAAUUUUGGUCACUUUUGAUCCUAAAAUUUCCCUUAACUCUCACCUGAGAAGCUGCUUUAAACCCUGAUAGAUUGAACUUUAAAAACUUGAUAUGGGUGGGUUUUGUUCUGUGAUAGUCUUGCUCAUGUUAAAAGCUUUUUGGGUGUUCGGUUUAUGUGUUUUUUACUCAGUUUUCUGUCUCAAACGUGUGCCUCUUUCACUCGUUGUUUUGCAGCUUUCUAAAUCAGCCACAUGUUGAAGUAAAGUUUGUCCAUUUGAGUCUAAACUCCCCUGUAAACAGGAUUUUUUAAAGUCACUCCACUUGAUUUGAACCUGAUCAGAGUUUUAACUGCUUCUGUUAAAGUUGUAUCAGCUCCCUCUCCUUCUUUCUGAUUGGUUGGUUCCACUCCCUCUGCUUCCUGCUUGUUAUGCGUGCGGCGCUCCUCUCCUUUCUGCUCGGGUCCGGUCAGGAAUGUUGAUCAGUGUGACUCGACGGCAGCAGGACGGCUCUGUGUGUGGUCUUUUUACCCACAAUCCUCUGCUCCUGCUAAACCAUUGUCCCCAAGAACACUUGUGGGUCCCUGCCUGCUGCCUCCCCCCUCUCCCCCCUCCUCCUCCAGUGUGAUAAACCUUAGUGUGGGACAGAUGACGGUCAGGUGUAUUCUCCCUCUUUGGCCUCAUUAAUUAGUAUUUUAUUCGGUUCCCGGCAGAGUUUCUGUCAGUUACUCGUCUGUGAGUCACACUGCAGGACAAACCUGUUGGAGCUCGUCCCAAACCUUCACUGACCGGCUCGGAGACAACGCUUCACCCAGUUAGAGGGAAAAACAAGAAACACAUCCUAAUAUUUAUGAACAUUUCAUCUGAUCUAGUUUAAAAAAAAAAAAGCUGUAAAAGUUGAAAAAGUCUUCCAGAUCUGUGAGUGACGUCUUAAAAAAUCUUCUUUUGUCUGUUUUUGAGUCCUCAAAGAAAAAAAGUUCAACUAACAGUCAUAAAACCUAAAAAAUGAGGAGCACAUACUCAUCUUAGGUGCUGAAAACAGAAAAAUAUAAUCCUAUCUCUGUGUCACAGAGCAUAAAAGCUUUUGGUUAUUUCUAAAAUUUGCUGUAAAGUUUUCUUUGGAUUAACUCAUUAAUCCAAAACACUCCUCUACUUGAGAUUACAGCAGUCAGAGUUCAUGAUGCGAAAGAACUUUUUAAACCAAAUGCUUUACAAUGAUAUAAACUGUCAAUUUCACAUGAGAUAGUAUCAAAAAGUUCAAAAGAAUUUAUGAAAAGGAGUCAGAGCUGCUAAAAAGAGAGAGAGGGAGCAGGAAUGGUCGAGCGCCAUAGAGAUGAAGUGAAGGGAGUGAGCGCUGCACUUGGAAACAAAGGGCUGAAAACAUAAAACAUGAAGAUAUUUAUCAGUCAAAUGUUUGUGUUCAGUAACUUCCUGUGAAGCUGAUCUGUACAGAGUGAUGAAAUACAAAAGAUCCUCAAAAGCCCGUCUGCUCGGUACGUUUCCUGUCAGGCACUUUGUUUUUCUGAGAACAAGACUGAAACCAGAAACAUCAAAACGACCUGAUUUCUGUUUGUAUUGGUUUCAUUUUAAAAUUUCAGGCAAAACCUACCACUGAAAAUUUCCAUCACCAAUAUAAACAAUCAAACUAGCUUACUCUGUUCUGAUCUCCAGGCUCUUAUUUUGAAAUUUAAACCAUGACAACAUGUCACAUGAAUGUCUUUGUCCUUCUUUAAUGCCAUAGACAAACAAACAAAAACUAACUUCAGCUGUUUUUAAGGAACUUUAAAAAUCUAUUACUUCUUAUAGUUUUACAGUAGAGUUGGGAUUAGGGAUGAUCAUGUGACUUUGAAACUGAAGUUCAAAGUUCAGGGAACACAUUUGGGAAAACUGUUGGAUCUGAACUUUGGUUCAAGUUUGAAAAACAAACAAAAACUUUGUUUUUAUCAGUUCUUUUUCUCCUAAAAUGUUAAUGUAAGACUAAAGAAGGACAAGAAAGGCUGUGUGACCCGGGGUCCGUGCAAACUUUGCAAUAUAAAAGCCCAGGGAGCAGAAAUAAGCGUGCAGGAUAGAUCGGGGACUUGGGGAAAACUGUUGGUUUGUGGUUCAAGUUUGGAAAAAAGUGAGGAAAUAUUUUUGAAAGGAGGCACAAAUAGUUUUUUUUUCGAUUUCUAAUUUGAAUUAAACUAUUAAGGACAGACAGGGGAUUGAUGGUCACAAAUAUAGAAACUGGAGUACAAAUUUCAAAAUAAAAGCUCAGGUUAGCUACAUUGAUAGGGCAAACAGUGAGUUAUUAUUCUUGGUAAAAGACAUAAAAAAAUCAAAUUUAUUUCUGAUUUGAUCAUGUCACAAAAAACAAGCUGCCUUAGGGUCUGCUAAAGGCCAAUUUUGAGUUAUUUUACUGUUUUAUUCAGUUUCACUAGCCCAUAAACGUUUCCACAGUUCAACUUUUCUGUGUAUUUUGAACUUCAUUAUUUUCUGCUGGAGUUUAAAAGAAGUUUGUUUUUGUUAAAACCUGCAGUUUAGGUGGAUGAAGAAAUUUUACAUCUGUCGUUGUCCUGAAAAUGUAAAAUAUGAACACAGGGAAGGUCACAAACAUCCAAAGAAAACAGAAAAUAAACAAAAAUUUCAUGCAAAGGACUGAAUAAAAAGCUCAAACGUGCUGCUUCAGUUGGGUCAGGAUCUCCUGUGAGGGAUUAUUUAAAGUCAUCUGAGCUCCCAGAUUUACAAAUUCAGUCUUCAGAUUCAGUUUUCUCUGUAAACUUUGUUUGGCCAAAGCAGCAGCAGAGUUUGUGAACUAGAUUACUGCUGAGCUGAUGAAACUCCUGUUCCUGAGCCUGAUCAGUCUCAACAUGCAGCUGCUUAUUAAUCUUCUGUCUUUGACUCUGUCAGGGUUUAAAUGAAGGUGGAGUCGUUUUUGAGUCAUUUCCUGACGUAGAGUUCAGGCAGCAGUUGAGCUGACUCGUUAUUCCUCUAACCUGAGUGAAACUGAAGUCCCCAUAUUCUGCGUUAAUCUCCUGGAAUUAUCGUGUUGAGCCUGUAUUUACUAACUAUCAGAAGAAAGGAUGGUAGAGGGAUGUUUUCAUGUUUUAAAGUUAUUUCAAAGAUGGUAACGCCUCAUGUUAAUUAAUGAUGUUUCCUGCAGUAAUGGACCCGUAUUUUCUGCUCCUGACUUGUACCUUAGCUACAAUAUGUUCAUGUAAAGAGGACAGUAUUUCAGUGGACACUUCAUGUUAAACUAAUUGUAAAUAUCAUAAAUUAAACUGCAGGACUUUGUGAAGGUUUAAGGCAACAGACAGACUGUUUCUGCCUCUAGAAACUGAAGUUAACAUUACUGAAGAUUCUUGUUAUGCAAAAACAAAUCAUGCAGUGAGUAUGUGCAAAACUUUUUGAAGAAAAAAAGUUUUGAAGGAAGAUGCAAAUCUUUUUGUCAAAGUGUGAUGAGUUUUUUCCUAAUGGAAUGGCCUGUUCUAAUUGGAUAGAAGUGGUUAUCAGGUGUUAAAGAAAGACGGAAGAUGAUGUUUGCAUGAUGCUGCAGUAGCAGAACGAGAGAUGCAGAAAGUCUGCAGCUGAUCUCAAACAGCAGCUCUGUCUGAUUAAAAACAUGUUCCUGCUGCAGUCACUCCUUUAUUUGUGCAAACUUAGAGAUAGAAAUGAAGAAACUGUUUCAAGUUUGCAGCUCUGUAUCAGUGCGUUCAUGAAACCAGGUGUCUGUCAGGUCGGACUCCACCUGUUUUUGUCAAGGAUUUCAACUCUCUUCUGGUCUCUAACUCAUCUCCUGUCCUCCUCAGCCCGAUGUCAUACAGCAGCAGCCCCCAGCAGCCCAGCCCCGUCAUGCCCAUGGUGAAGACAGAGCCAGUCUCCCACUCGCCUCCAACCGGGACCCCCAACCACCACCGGGGGCCCCUGCAGGGGGACCUGAGGGACAUGAUCAGCAUGUACAUCCCCGGAGCAGGAGGGGAGGCCGGGGACCCGUCCGCCGCUCAGAGGGGCUACACCAGUGUGCAGCAGCAUUACCUCACUGGGACCGUCCCACUCACACACAUCUGAGACUCUAACAGGCGGGGGCGGAGCUAGAGGAGCUCGAAACGCACAGCUGGACGCACAGGAGGCGGAGUUAAUGGGGCAAAGAGACAAGACGGUGAGGAGUCUUAGAGGUCCAGAUGUUCCUCUAAAGAGAUGCCGUAAUGUUUGAUGUCUUUUAAAAGCUGUUUAUGGCGCCACACCCCCUCCACCGCCAUAAAUACAGAGCUGAGGCUCCGCCCCCUCCACCCUCCUGCAGACUUCUCUCCAUGAAGGACAGCAGUGAAGACGUGUCUGUUAAUUUUGUACAUAUUAGUCCUCUUUUUUUCCUUUUUUUAUUCUGUUAGAGCUUAUCCAUACUGCGUCAAAGACUCGUUAAUUCCACCUUAAACACUCGUCGCUCCGGCACUCGUGACCCGUUCUGUGCCGGGUGGAGCCAGUCUGCAGCCUGACCCGUUAGUCUGGAUGACGGAUCAGUCUCUGGGAGCGGGAGGGAGAAGCACAGGUCGAGUGGAGCGCUGUGUUCAGAGUGUUACUGUCUCACCUGCAGGAUGAAACACCUGUCGGACAAUCAGCUGCAUCCUCAGGGCGCUGACGGAGCACACAGGCCGCUUUUAUCUCUUAGCUUUAGUCGUAGAUUUAAACCUUUUGUUGUACAUGUUUUGCUCUGGCAGUCAGGAGUUGUUUUUUUUUUAGGAUUUUAAGAUGAAAUGCGACAUUUCAGUUGAGUUUUUAAACUCCAAACAGCAGAUCCAUGAAGUCUUCCACACGUGAGGCGUCAGUGUUUGUGUGUUUAUCAACAGAAAACAGGAAGUUUCUCAUUAAAUCUCCAUUUUGUACAUUUUUACUCAUGAGCUGUAACUGAGGGAAUAACAUGAUUCUGUGGUUCUGAUGUCUCUCAGACUGACUGGUCUGCUGUUAGUCUGGUUGUUAGUGCUGCUAUGGACCUACAAAAACUGAAUAAUGUACCACAUUCAGACAGAUUUAAAGGGCUAUUCUGGUAUUUUUAAACCUGUGCCUGUAUUUUUGCUCUUAAGUACUCAAAAGUUCAAUUUAUUUUUGAAAUGGCUCUUGUGGAUUUAUUCAUCCUGCAGCAGUGAAUCCGGCUCAAACAGCUGAAACACAAUAAAAGUUCAUCCACUAAAAGUUCUUGUUUUUGACACUAAUGAGCUCAGACUGUUUUUCAGAAGUGUCUGAUGGCUGUACAGAGAGGACUCCACAGACAAAGGUUGUGUUUGAUUAAAACUAUCUAUUAAAAACACUCAAAUUUAACAACACAAACCCGUGGAGGCAAGAGUCGAGCAGCAGCUCCUCAUGACCUGUGAGGUUUUUGUAAAUGGGGUCUGGUGGAUUUGACAAACGCAAUGUCAGGUCUGUUUCUUGUCAAACAAAGAAUGACAUUUCUUCUGGAUCCUAUCUGUAAUGAUGUCUGGCUCUUUGAACAACAAUCUAAGGCUCACAGGUACGGUGGCCCUAAAGGUCAACUGCACAAACGCAGCGUAGUCCGAGAAAAUGGGACCAACAUUGUAAAACAUAUCAGCAAACACAGAACAAAUAGGUUGACUCUAAACAUUUCAUAAAAAUGGACAUUAUUUCACACAAAAACAUUUGACCUAAUCAGAAAUUUUCAACGAAAAGCAGACAUUUAAAAAAAAUUUCUAAUAUCAAAUAAUCAUGAAUAAAAAAAAAAUCAUAAAUCCAAAAUAUUUCAUGAAACAUUUUACAACAUAGACAUAAAACAUCUUAUCAUGAAAGGAAUAUCAAACUCAAAACUAUUUAAUUUAAAAAAAAAAAUAUAUCCAAUCUUUCUUAAAGUACGGAAAUGUAAAAUGAAUCAAAAAUAUUUUUCAGAAAAUCAAAAAUAUUUUGAAAACAUUGCAAAGGUAUGAUGUUUCGUUAGACACACAAUUACUUGGAUAUUAAAGUAUUUCAAAAAUAUUUAAUCACAAAAAGUGUUAUAAUUUGUGGUGUUUUUGUGGUCAUGAAAUGUCUGUGCAGAUGACCUUCAGGGCCACCGUAAACAGAAAAACCUCCCAUAACAGCCUGUUAAGCUGCUGCAGGAUGAAACUCUCUUAUCUAAACUUUUGGUCCUUAAAUGUGAGAACAUGUAAACUGUGGUCCAGAUUUAAAAUACCAGCCUACCCUGUAAAUUUGAAACCUUUUUACUAACCAAACGUGCACAGACACAAUUUUAUUUUUUAAAAGGGAUUUUUUUAUUAAAGUAACGUGUGAAUGUUUACAUUUGAGAACUAAACUUUUAUACUGACUUUUGUAUCUCUAUUUUUAGGAUGAAUCCUUGUCUGUAAAUGCUGCCAUGUACUAGAGUUACUGUAUGAAGCAUUCCUGUAAAUAAUGUACACAUUUUAGGCUCUUAUACUAAGAGUCUCUGACUCCUUUUUUGAUUAAAAAAAUCUUUGUUAUGGAGUACAUGACAAUAUUAAUAAAAAGUACAAAUCCUUUUUCAUUGAGA